CUGCGGCCUACGUCGUACAAGAUCGAUCUCCUGCCGCCGCCGUCGGGGAGCCCCUGCGGCCACUCCGGCGAACGAGUGCGGCCGUCAUCGCUGUCGCCUCCUUCAACAGCGCCUGACCGCCUCGCCGUCACCUUCUCAAGCCGUGCAUCGCCAUGUACGGGUUCGUGAACCACGCCUUGGAGCUGCUGGUCCUGCGAAAGUUUGGCGCCGAAACAUGGGAACAAAUCAAGCGGGAAGCCGAGAUCGAGAUGGAGGGCCAGUUCCUGGUUCGACUAGUCUACGACGACGAGAUCACCUACAGCCUCGUGCUGGCGGCUGAAAAAGUCCUCGGCAUUGCGGCCGACGAGAUCCUGGAGAUGUUCGGGCGCAUGUUCUUCGACUUCUGCCAGGAGUCCGGCUACGACAAGAUCCUGCAGGUGCUGGGUGCCACGCCCCGUGACUUCUUGCAGAACCUGGAUGCCCUGCACGACCACCUGGCCACCAUCUACCCGGGCAUGCGCGCCCCUUCUUUCCGAUGCACAGAGAGGCCAGGGGACGGGGCGCUGCUCCUGCACUACUACUCCGAGCGGGAGGGACUCGAACCCAUCGUCAUCGGUAUCGUCAAGGCUGUGGCGAGCAAGCUGCACCACACCGAGGUGCAAGUGGAGCAGCUCCAGGGUAAGGAGGACGGCCUCGACCACGUCCAGUUCGCCAUCCGGGAAACUGGUCAGCGUCCGCGCACGCCGGAGCCCGAGCUCGAGGACUUCUUGGACGCCGAGUCGCUGCAGGAGAAGAAGAUCAGUCCGGCCACGUUUUGCCGCGCAUUUCCUUUUCACGUCAUGUUCGACCGGAACCUGAACGUCGUGCAGGCCGGCACUUCGGUGACUCGUGUGCUGCCCACCCUUGCACAGGAGAACAGCCGCAUCUCGGACUUCAUGGAGCUGGUGCGGCCUCACAUGGAGCUGACAUUCGACAACAUCCUGGCGCACAUCAACACAGUGUACGUGCUUCGCACGCGGGCCGCGGCCGGCCAAUCCGGUGAGCGAGCCACGCGCAUGCGCCUCAAGGGCCAAAUGCUGUACGUGCCGGAGACCGAGCUCAUGCUGUUCCUGUGCUCGCCGAGCGUCCUCAACCUGGACGAUUUGAACCGGAGGGGCCUCUACCUCAGCGACAUCCCGUUGCACGACGCCACACGAGACCUCGUGCUCCUCUCCGAGCAGUUCGAGGCCGAGUACAAGCUGACCAAGAACCUCGAGAUACUCACCGACAAGCUCCAACAGACAUACCGGGAGCUCGAGGACGAGAAGAAAAAGACGGACAGGCUCCUGUACUCCAUCUUGCCACCGUCAGUCGCCAACGAGCUCCGCCAUCACCGACCCGUGGCCGCCAAGAAGUACGACUGCGUCACCAUCCUCUUCAGCGGCAUCGUCGGCUUCAGCGCCUACUGCGCCCAGCACUCGGACUCCAAGGGGGCCAUGAAGAUAGUCAAGCUCCUCAACGACAUUUACACAACCUUCGACGUCCUCACCGACCCCAAGAAGAACCCUAACGUGUACAAGGUGGAGACGAUUGGCGACAAGUACAUGGCCGUGAGCGGUCUGCCCGAGCCAUGCGAGAGCCACGCGAGAUGCAUUGGCCGCCUGGCACUGGACAUCAUGGAUCUGUGCAAGCAGGUCAAGAUGAACGACGACCAGAGCGUGCAAGUGACGAUUGGCAUCCACUCCGGAGAGGUGGUGACCGGAGUGAUAGGAAAGCGGAUGCCGCGCUACUGCCUCUUCGGCAACACCGUCAAUCUUACCAGCCGGACGGAGACCACGGGAGAGAAAGGCAGAAUCAACGUCUCCGAAGACGCCUACCGGUGUCUGCAGCAGCCGCAGAACGAGGACCCGACGUUCAAGUUCGAUUUCCGAGGACCAGUCACGAUGAAGGGCAAGAAGGAACCGAUGAAAGUCUGGUUUCUAUCCCGGAACCCCGAUGCCAAAGCAGCCGCGUAACGACGUGCAUCCGCCACGUGACCACAGCUGCAGCGAGGAGAACGACGACAGCGCCACGCCGCAGAAAUAUCGCGCGAAGUGUCUCCCGAAUUGACUUGUUUCGAAGCGGAGAAUUGAAACCGACCAAUUCUUCUGUCAUCAGGGAUGCUAUUCUGGACAUUGUCAAAUUCCGCCAUGUUGUCAAAUUCCACCAUUAGUUAAUCCUGAUCGAUUGGCACAGGGGGCUGUCAAGGCCUCCGUGAUUGACUUAAAGUACCGCCAUUACGAAAUAUGACAAUAUGGUGGAAUAUUUGACAGUGUCCAGAAUAGCACCCUUGUUUGCAGCUAGAUUCGGUGUGCUGCUGCAUGCGCUCCCUACUAUAUUCAGACGCUGCCUUGUUGUAUAGCUUGUUAAUCGCCAACGCUAAUAACGGACAUGGAACAUCAUAUAGAUAGCACUUGUCAAUUUAUAUAUUGCGUUUCGAGUCCCUGAUUGGCGUUGGCAAUAACACGCCACAUAAGUGAAGCGGCUGCAACUUAAUUCUGAGCUGCUUUCGUUGUUGUUGUUGUUGUUUACCAGUGUUAGCUCAUUGUAUUUUGUAUAUGGCACAUUAAUGGAGUAACCGUAUGAGUGGAAGCACAUUUAGACAGCGGCCCGUGUGGAAUUCUUAGAUUCUCCCGCUUAUUUCGUCCUCUAAAUCGUCUUGCACACCACUUACCUAGUUUUUCGGUAUUACCUUUAUCUUUUAAAAAUGCUUCUCGUCCUGUCACAUCGGCCGUUGGCUGCUACACUUUGGUAAUGGAGGGCAAAGUAGCUGUCUUGUAUUCGCAGGUAGAUUGGUUUCAACGAGAGCAAUACAUAAUCGCGAAGAAUGAGUGCAUUUUCGCUGAACCAGCAAAAAAAAAAGUAUUUGAUCCCGUCCCGCUGAUACAUCCGACCAAGAGCGUUUGUAUGUUGUGAUGUGUGAUUUUCGUGUACUGUGAUCAAACAAGCAGUGGGGCCUUUUGAUUUCGCUUGCAUCCAAAUGGUGGCGUCGCAAACUACCACUUUGUAGGGUGCCUCGAUGCUCUUGUUGUCACGUCCGCCACUGAAGUGCCCACCCUUUCACUCAAGCCUCACGUGCGUGCCAAUGCAAGCUCGCACAGUGGCUUAAUUGGUCUCUGCGCUUCGAAAAGAUGCCUGGAUGAUGCGUGCCCCAGUGCACGAAAGCUUUUUACAGCCGUGUGCUGCCGAGGAGUGGGCACCGACAUGGCGCAGACGUCGCCACCUUCCACAAAGCGGCGGUGGAGGAAAAGCAUCUAGGCGCCCUACGAUUUUGUCUUUAACGAGAGACAGAGGGGGAGGGAAGUGGGGGAGGAGAACGAGGAACGGAGGAAACGGUGGUGUCAGUGCGUCUUUUUCACAUUGUUACAAAGAGAGAUAAAAGAAAACGUGUCCACGAAGAGCCUGACAAUUAGGGAGGACUGCUUUCUGACGAAGGAAUGCAUGCACUUCUUUUUACCUAAAGCUCAUAGAACGUAUUUGCUCGUUCUUAACAGCUCUCCGUGAUAGAACACGUAGCAGAAUAACGGAAAUUUUGAUAACAUCGGUUUAUACCUUGAACACGGAUGACGAGGGGACGAAAGCCCGGCAGUUAUUAUUCACCCUCUCUGCUAAACGUAAACGUAUGCGAAACAAGACUCAAUGUUAGUAAAAGGUGAGUCUUUUGUUCACUUGCUUGGUGUUCUUUUUGAGGAAGUGGUGGGUGGGUGGUACGUCAAGUGUUCAAUACUUGAAAUAAUGUGGCCUGCCGUGAGUGCAAAUCGCAUAAGCAGUUGUUACAAGUGUUGAGAAUGUCAACUUGGUAUGACGCGCUUCUUAUUCGGGAUCUGAGGGCUGAAGCUUCUUGUACAUAGACGCGCUUGAGGGAGAAAAGAGCACUGCUUAUUUCCCGUGUCAUUCUUUAGCCACGUGUGCUUUUGCCUUUCGUUCAUGUCCUGCACUCGUACGCUGCGCGCGCAUCUCGUUUAACUGACAUCAGCGGAAUCUACAUGGAAAAGAAACACCCAAUUUACUCUUGUGUGCACAUUCAUUUUGUGAGAUUACCGCACAGCCACCCAGAACUGUACAUACGCUCGAAUGAAAAAUAAAUAAAAUGUUGCCAAUGUAA
Rhipicephalus sanguineus (brown dog tick) is the source of this 4102-nucleotide messenger RNA. It is a transcript of the gene Gycbeta100B, whose product is annotated as guanylate cyclase soluble subunit beta-1. The record is from RefSeq and is a predicted model, not a curated record. Gene Ontology annotation, cellular component: guanylate cyclase complex, soluble. Gene Ontology annotation, molecular function: heme binding; guanylate cyclase activity. NCBI's taxonomy places the organism in Eukaryota, Metazoa, Arthropoda, Arachnida, Ixodida, Ixodidae. Bases 153 to 1973 code for a protein of 606 amino acids. The transcript is spliced from 10 exons. Gene Ontology annotation, biological process: response to oxygen levels; cGMP biosynthetic process.